AUGCUCCAGUUUGGUCAAAGAGCCGGGGCUUGUGCGCAGUUACAGUUACAUGAGGAGGCCUUAAACUGGUGUCUGAAAGGGCUAACAGUAUCCUUUUAUGUUACAAACAUAAGUGAUCAUGUGAGCAAGUUAUUGGUGAAUGCUGAAGUUUCGACAACCCCCAAAACUCCAAAAACUGUGGGUAUUGCGUUCGAAAAGCACCAUACUAAAUUACAAACAAUCGCACAUCAGGAGCGUGAUCUUAAACUUGCCAAAGAAAUAGGAGGAAAAACUGGAGAGCGAACAGCAGAUGCAAAUAUUGGCAAUGGGUAUGAUAGUCUCUACAAUUUUGAAAGGGCCAUCAAACACCACGAGUGUCACCUAAAAACUGCAAAAGAAGUGGGAGACAAAGCUGGAGAGGGACACGCCUCUGAAAAUCUUGGUAAUGGUUAUCAUACGCUUGGCGAUUUUAGGAAGGCCAUUGAGCACCAUGAAAAUCAUCUAAAAGUUGCUAAAGAAGUAGGAGUCAAAGCUAUGGAGGGACAGGCCUAUGCUUAUCUUGGCAUUGACUAUGAUCGCCUUGGCGAUUUUAGGGAGGCCAUUGAGCACCAUGAGCGUUGUCUAAAAAUUUCUCAAGAAGUGCGAGACAAAGGUGGAGAGGGACGGACUUAUGCUAGUCUUGGCAACGGGUAUUUUAGGCUUGGUGAUUUUAAUAAGGCCAUUGAGCACUAUGAGCGUCAUCUAAAAAUUACUCAAGAAGUGGGAGACAAAGCUGGGAAGGGACGGGCCUAUGCAAAUCUUGGCAAUGCCUAUUUUGAGCUUGGCGAUUUUAGGAAGGCCAAUGAACACCAUGAAUGUCAUCUAAAAAUUGCAAAAGAAAUAGGGGACAAAGCUGGAGAGGGAGGGGCCUGUGCAAAUCUUGGCAAUACCUAUCAUAGCCUUGGCGAUUUUAGGAAGGCCAUUGAGUACCAUGAGAAUCAUCUAAAAGUUGCUAAGGAAGUGGAAGACAAAGCCAUGGAGGGAGAGGCCUACGCUAAUCUUGGCAUUGACUACGAUAGCCUUUGCGAUUUCACGAAGGCCAUUGAGUAUCAUGAGCAUUGUCUAAAAAUUGCUCAAGAAGUGGGAGACAAAGCAGGAGAGGAACGUGCCUAUGCAAAUCUUGGCAAUAGCUGUUUUGGGCUUGGCGAUUUUGGGAUGGCCAUUGAGUACCAUGAGCGUUGUCUAAAAAUUACUCAAGAAGCGGGAGACAAAGCUAAAGAGGGACGUGCCAAUGGAAAUCUAGGCAACGGCUAUUUUGGGUUUUGCGAUUUUAGGAAAGCCAUUGAGCACCAUGAGCCUUAUCUAAAAAUUACCCAAGAAGUAAAAGACAAAGCUGGAGAGGGUGGGGCCUAUAGAAAUCUUGGCAAUGCCUAUCAUAGGCUUGGCAAUUUUAGGAAGGCCAUUGAGCACUAUCAGCGUUGUCUACAAAUUGCCAAAGAAGUGGGAGACAAAGCUGGAGAAGGACAGGCCUAUGUAAAUCUUGGCAAUGGUUAUCAUAGGCUUGGCGAUAUUAGGAAGGCCAUUGAGCACUAUGAGUGUCAUCUAAAAAUUGCCAAAGAAAUGGGAGACAAGGCUGGAGAGGGAAAGGCCUCUGAAAAUCUUGGUAAUGGCUAUCGUAGGCUUGGCGAUUUUAGGAAGGCCAUUGAGCACCAUGAGAAUCAUCUAAAAGUUGCUAAAGAAGUGGAAGACAAAGCCAUGGAGGGAGAGGCCUAUGCUAAUCUUGGCAUUGACUAUAAUAGAAGUGGGAGACAAAGGNGGAAGGCCAUUGAGCACGAUCAGCGUUGUCUACAAAUUGCCAAAGAAGUGGGAGAUAAAGCUGGAGAGGGAGAGGCCUAUGUAAAUCUUGGCAAUGGUUAUCAUAGGCUUGGCGAUAUUAGGAAGGCCAUUGAGCACUAUGAGCAUCAUCUAAAAAUUUCCAAAGAAGUGGGAGACAAAGCUGGAGAGGGACAGGCCUCUGAAAAUCUUGGCAAUGUCUAUCGUAGGCUUGGCGAUUUUAGGAAGGCCAUUGAGCACCAUGAGAAUCAUCUAAAAGUUGCUAAAGAAGUGGAAGACAAAGCCAUGGAGGGAGAGGCCUAUGCUAGUCUUGGCAUUGACUAUGAUAGCCUUGGCGAUUUUUGGAAGGCCAUAGAGCACCAUGAGCGUUGUCUAAAAAUUGCUCAAGAAGUAGGAGACAAAGCUGGAGAGGGACGGGCCUAUGCCAAUCUUGGCAAUGGCUAUUUUGGGCUUGGUGAUUUUGGGAUGGCCAUUGAGCACCAUGAGCGUUGUCUAAGAAUUACUCAAGAAGUGGGAGACAAAGCUAAAGAGGGUCGGGCCUAUGGAAAUCUUGGUAACGGCUAUUUUGGGCUUUGCGAUUUUAGAAAAGCCAUUGAGCACCAUGAGCGUCAUCUAAAAAUUGCUGAAGAUGUGAGAGACAAAGCUGGAGAGGAAGGGGCCUAUAGAAAUCUUGGCAAUGCCUAUCAUAGGCUUGGCGAUUUCAGGAAGGCCAUUGAGCACUAUGAGCGUCAUCUAAAAAUUUCCAAAGAAGUGGGAGACAAAGCUGGAGAGGGACGGGCGUCUGAAAACCUUGGUAAUGGCUAUCGUAGGCUUGGUGAUCUUAGGAAGGCCAUUAAGCACCAUGAGAAUCAUCUGAAAGUUGCUAAAGAAGUGGGAGACAAAGCUAGGGAGGGAGAGGCCUAUGCUACUCUUGGUAUUAACUAUGAUAACCUUGGCGAUUUUAGGAAGGCCAUUGAGCAUCAUGAGAAUUGUCUAAAAAUUGCUCAAGAAGUGGGUGACAAAGCUGGAGAGGGACGGGCCUAUGCAAAUCUGGGCAACGGCUAUUUAGGGCUUGGCGAUUUUAGGAAGGCCAUUAAGCAACAUGAGCGUCAUCUAAAAAUUGCUCAAGAAAUGGGAGACAAAGCUGGAGAGGGAGGCGCUAAUGCCAAUCUUGGCAACGGCUAUUUUGGGCUUGGCGAUUUUAGGAAGGCCGUUGAGCACCAUGAGCGUCAUCUGAAAAUUGCUCUAGAAGUGGGGGACAAAGCUGGGGAGGGCGGGGCCAAUGGAAAUCUUGGCAAUGCCCAUCAUAGGCUUGGCGAUUUUAGAAAGGCCAUUGAGCACCACGAGCGUCAUCUGAAAAUUUGUAAAGAAGUGGGAGACAAAGCUGGAGAGGGACGGAGCUAUGGAAAUCUUGGCAAUGGCUAUCAUAGGCUUGGCGAUUUUAGGAAGGCCUUUGACCACUAUGAGUGUUGUCUAAAAAUUGUCAAAGAAGUGGGAGACAAAGCUGGAGAGGGACAGGCCUAUGCAAAUCUUGGCAAUGGGUAUUUUCGCCUUGGCGAUUUUAGGAAGGCCAUUGAGCACCACGAGCGUCAUCUGAAAAUUUGUAAAGAAGUGGGAGACAAAGCUGGAGAGGGACGGAGCUAUGGAAAUAUUGGCAAUGGCUAUCUUAUGCUUGGCGAUUUCAAGAAGGCCAUUGAGCACCAUGAGCGCGAUCUGAAAAUUGCUAAAGAAGUGGGAGACAAAGCUGGAGAGGGACGGGCCUAUGGAAAUCUUGGCAAUGGUUAUUUUGGGCUUGGCGAUUUUAAGAAGGCCAUUGAGUACCACAAGCAUCAUUUAAACAUUGCUAUAGAAGUGGGAGACAAAGCUGGAGAGGGACGGGCCUAUGGAAAUCUUGGCAAUGACUAUCAUAGCCUUGGCGAUUUUAGGAAGGCCAUUGAGCACCAUCUGCGUCGUCUAAAAGCUGCGAAAGAAGUGGGGGACAAAGCUGGAGAGGGACAGGCCUAUGGAAAUCUUGGCAAUGACUAUUAUAGCUUUGGCGAUUUUAGGAAGGCCAUUGAGCACCAUGAGCGUCAUCUAAAAAUUGCUAAAGAAGUGGGAGACAAAGCUGGAGAGGGACAGGCCUAUGGAAAUCUCGGCAUUGAUUAUUAUAGUCUCGACGAUUUUAGGAAGAGCACUGAGCACCAUGAGCGGCAUCUGAAAAUUGCCAAAGACGUGGGAGACCAGGCCGGAGAGGGACGGGCCAAUGCAAAUCUUGGCACUAACUAUUUUGGGCGUGGCGAUCUUAAGAAGGCCAUUGAUUUUUAUACAUCCAGUUUGACAAUGUAUAACGAAGUCAGAGCUUCCCUCCAGUUUAAAGACGAGUGGAAGAUUAGCUACAGGGAAACCUACAAUCAUACCUAUAGAAAAUUGUGGCGUCUUUAUUUAAACCAAGAUCAGGUUCUUAAUGCCUUGUUUACUGCCGAGAAUGGACGGGCGCAAGCCUUACAGGAUCUCAUGGAGGCAAAGUACACCUUUCGACAAGAAAACGUGGCUUGUUUAUCUCCCUCACUACAGUCAGCUGUAUUCAACCUUAGAUUUAUGCCAUCGACAACAGUUUUUAUAGCAUAAAGUGAGGAAGAAAUUGUCUUCUGGGUCAUACAAAGUGAUAACAAAGUCGACCUUAGAAAAAAGGAAGUAUAUGGCUGCGUUUCAGAUAAAGAAGUGAGAGAAUUCAUCUCGACUCUAAACCAUAAUGCUCUUGUAGAAAUUGCUGCAAGAUCUUCCCUUACCUGUGAGAAUCGCUCUCUUUAUGAGAAUCAUAAUAAAGAAUUGACAACUGAAAGAGCCCCUGCCAGUGUGUCUCGCUGUGAUUUACGAAAAGAAAGCUUAAGGAAAUUAUAUGACUUCAUCCUCGCUCCUAUUGCAGACCUGGUUGAUGGAGAUGACCUUAUACUUGUACCCGAAGGUCCGUUUUGUUUGGUCCCCUUCGCUGCACUGGUGAACCCGAAUAUGCAGUAUUUAUCGGAAACAUUUAGGAUCCGUGUGAUCCCAUCCCUGACUACCUUGCAGUUGGUUACUGAUUGUCCAGAAGACUUUCACAAAAAGACUGGUGUACUACUUGUGGGAGAUCCGUGCUUAGAGGAAGUUCUCUUUAAGGGGAACAAGUAUUAUCAGCUGCCAUUUGCAAAGCAAGAAGUAGAGAUGAUCGGAAGAAUCCUCGAUGCCACCCCACUCAUUGGAAAAAAGGCAACAAAAGAUGAAAUUUUAAAGCGACUCUCCACAGUCGCUUUAGUACACAUCGCUGCACAUGGUGAUAUGGAAAAGGGUGAAAUACUCUUGGCACCAAACCCUACCAGGGAAUCCUAUCAGCCUAUAGAGAAAGACUUUUUACUAACAAUGACAGAUGUUUCAGAAGCUCAUCUACGGGCAAGACUAGUUGUGCUUAGUUGCUGCCAUAGCGCUCAUGGAGAAAUAAGGGCAGAGGGGGUAGUUGGCAUCGCACGAGCAUUUUUAGGCGCCGGUGCUCGUUCCGUUCUGGUGUCCCUGUGGGGGAUUGACGACGUGGCUACUUUCCAGUUCAUGAAACAUUUAUACGAAGAACUACUCAAAGGAAAAAGGGUCAGUCAAGCUCUUCAACAAGCCAUGCGACGUAUGAGAGAGUCUGAAACUUUCAAGGAAGUUAAGUACUGGGCGCCCUUCAUUCUCAUUGGAGAUGAUGUCUCACUGGAACUGAAGUGAACUGAUGACAACCAAAUACUGCCCAAUGUAAAUAUUAUUUUGAAGUCACUUCGUUCUUAAAAUGACUGAUAUAUUAAUUG
Molecule: messenger RNA, 5567 nt
Organism: Stylophora pistillata
Lineage: Eukaryota; Metazoa; Cnidaria; Anthozoa; Scleractinia; Pocilloporidae
Biological process (GO): establishment of mitotic spindle orientation
Cellular component (GO): cell cortex
Molecular function (GO): GDP-dissociation inhibitor activity; G-protein alpha-subunit binding
Source: RefSeq, a predicted model, not a curated record